AUGGGCAAGGCUUUUCCUGAAGAUAGUCGGUCAGCAGAGCUCCCCGGAGUCGUGAGCGAGACCUUGACGGGGCAGCCCCGGCCCCGCGGGGCUCGUAACACCUUAUGGGGCAGUGAGGAACCAGGAGGACAUCCACAAGGCAAGUUCGCUGCAGUUCGUCGUGCCCGUCAUCGUUCUACAGGUCAAGUGUUCGCUGCCAAAUAUGUUCGUCGACGUCGGCGGAACGUGUCGCUAGAGGGCGAGGCGAGGCACGAGGUGGCCGUCCUGGUACUGGGGCGUCUCGACCCUCACAUAGUGCAUCUCCACCACGUCUAUGAGACACGGACAGAGUACAUCAUCAUUCUGGAGUUUGCUGGCGGUGGUGACCUUCAGCGGCUUCUGGAUGAGGCCGUAUCUCUCCCGGAGUACGAGGUCAGAGGUCUCCUACAGCAGGUUCUCCGUGGUCUGGCUUUCCUUCACACUCACAUGAUCGCUCAUCUCGACAUCAAACCUCAAAACCUGGUCAUGAUGGGCGACUCUCCUGAUGCAGGUGUAAAAUUGGUGGACUUCGGGUUAUCACGUGUCAUUACUCAAGGAGCAGAAAUCACCCAGAUCAUGGGCACUCCAGACUAUGUAGCUCCUGAGGUGAUAAACUUUGAACCUGUCAACCUAUCAACUGAUAUGUGGGCUAUUGGAGUUCUGACGUACGUGUUCCUGACUGGCUGUACACCAUUUGGAGGAGACGACGACCAGGAAACUUUUGUCAACAUCACCCAAGCAGAAUUUGACUUUCCCGAAGAUUUAUUUGCCGACAUUUCCGAACAAGCUAAAGAAUUCAUCUGUGGCCUUCUUGUCAAAAAACCAAGUGACAGAAUGACUGUAGAUGAUUGUCUUAAUCACACCUGGAUGACGACGCCUUUAUCUCCUCUGCGACCUUCCAUUAUAACAGAAUCAUAUGAAGAUGAGCAGGAAGAAUCCACAGAUUACCACCCUGUGUAUGAUGCCCAUGGUUAUGGGUCCUCAUUUCCUGCUCCUAAUGACCGCCUGUAUCCAUUACCUGAAACUGACCAUGCAGACUCAGCAUAUUCAAGUGACUCGAGUAGCAGCCCAACAUUUACAGAAGGUUACAGCAGCCUGGUUGUCCCACCACUCUGCCACUGUACUAUUCCUGAAGAACAGCAACAACAAAUUCAGCAUCAACAACAUCAACACCAAAAGAAAAAUAGACAGCAAAUGCAAGUGAGUAGCACCUCAACGCUAGUAAGACGACAACGAACCAAAGCCCACCAUCUCAGUGUUGAUUUGGAGGAGACAUUACGAUCUCAUCAUCACCAUCAGCCUGUGCGGGCCACCAGGCGUGCGUCUCUCGUUCUCGAUGAUCCACGUUACCUCCAGGAAACUACGCAACAAUUUCACGAUAUAGGUAGACCACUUGCUGAAACCCAGCGACCAUUGGUUGAGGAAGGCGUUCUUACGAGAGACUCGGAUGUAGACAGCGGAGUCUCCUGUCAUGACUGUGAAGAUUCACGUGUUGAAAAUCAAAGACUGUGUCACUCGGAUUCAUAUGAUGGCGGAGACGCUGCCAGUGUCGUAUCUUGGGAUGAUUAUGCUGAUCUGGGUGGACGUAGACCUUCUCUCACACACAUUGACCCAGCUACUCUGUGUUCAGUUACAAAACCUUGGGAGAAGCUGUGUAAUGGGUCUGUGUCACGGGCAAUAACACAAUUAACUGUAAAGAAAGUUCCAAAAAAUUCUGAACUCAGAAGCUCCAAGACUGAUCUCAGAGGUUCCAAAGUUGACUUAAGAGGCUCUCGGAAUGAUCUUCACGCAUCAAAGUCUGACUUGAGGGCAUCUAAAACUGAUUUAAGAGCAUCAAAAACAGAUCUCAGGGCUUCAAAAUCAGAUUUAAGGGCUUCAAAAGCUGAAAUACGUGCCUCUAAAUCUGAUCUUAGGGCAUCAAAGGCUGAUUUAAGGGCAUCAAGACAGGACCUCCGGGCAUCAAAAUCUGACCUUCGAGCUUCUAGAUCUGAUCUAAGAGUUUCAAAAUCAGACUUGCGUGCUUCAAAGUCAGAUUUAAGGGCCUCCAAAAGUGAUCUUCGAGCAUCAAGAACAGAUCUUCGAGGAUCAAGGACAAAUCUCACUCUAUCUAGGUUGGAUCUCACCCGCGAGACCUUAGACAAUGAAUGUGUGGUGGAAGAUGAAGCGGAAGAUGUUCUACAUUGUGACCUUACAUUACCUAGGCGCAGCAAUAUCGACAGAUCAGCACUUGCCCCCUUUAUGCGUGGUAAUUCCUUGCAUAUGAGCUUCCGGGUGCCCAAGCGUAGGGACAUGCAUAUUUGAUGAUACCUACAUCUUAUAACGUCCCUCCAUUUGUACUUAACAUACGAUGAUGCUAAUAUGUUCUAGUCAUAACUUAUGUAGGAGAUGAGGUGUGGAAAGUAUGUUUAACAAGAACCUGAUUCAUGCCACUGCUUGAGCAUUUGGAAAACUGUGAGACCGCGAGUGAAAGUUUUUUAUUAACAACCAAAUAAGAGUAAUUAUGAAGACUAGAUUCAGUAUUCUAGUCCAAAGUCAUUGUCACCAAAGGCAAGCAGAUUAAAGUUACUAUUUCUGACUGUGUGUGGGACUGCAAUGGAGGUGAACAUGAUAGUGUAAAUUGUGUUUGUUGUCCUGUGUGCUCAAGCAGACGAAAUAAGAAAAAGAAAGGUUCAUCCUAAAAGUGUGCUGUUUCUCAUUUUGUGUUGACAAGACUAUAAUGAAACCACGUACUGUACCACUGAAAUUGGAUAUGUCUGAAGAAAAUGUGCUAUUGAUGUAUGGCAUCUGCUUUCUUGCCUCCUUGGUUUCUGCAGAUCACUGAAUAUUCUUGUUAUUGACAUAUAUGGUCAAUGUAAUUGAUGUAAUAAGUGAACAUAAUGUUAUAAUACAUGAACAGUUAAGAGAUCAAUCACAGAAGCUUAGAUCACCAUUGACUGAUGAUUGGUUUGUUUACUAGUCAUGCAAAAGAGGCUUUUUACCUUACCACAACCUGUGUUCUAUGGACUUAAAAAAUGGUGAAAUCCACUGGCAGUGUGCAACCUUUGCCUCCACCCAAUGCAUUAUGGUGUAUCAAGUACUAUUGUAAAAAGUAACAUUUCCAAGAAAACAUUCCCAGUUAUGUUGACAUGUAAUUUUUUUUUAACCAAAAUGCCUAAGUAAAUGUAGCUGAUCAUUUGAACCUAACUGUGUUUUACAUAGCAACUGAUUGUGUGUAUAUGGUCUUUGAUUAUUAUGAUAGGAAGUGAAACAAAUUUGUAAAAAUCAAGUAGAGACUUUAGAGCAGUCUUGGCACACUGAAAUGCACUCAUUCACAUGACGAAACAUGCAGGUGCUAUAGCAAGUAAAGUUCUCACAACUCUAUAUAUUUUUAUGUUUUUAUCUUUAUCUUCUAUUUAUAAGUUUAAUUCCCAAAUACUUGUAUGGCUUUAUCAUAAACAAGAUAAAUUCC
Molecule: messenger RNA, 3466 nt
Organism: Homarus americanus (American lobster)
Lineage: Eukaryota; Metazoa; Arthropoda; Malacostraca; Decapoda; Nephropidae
Product: microtubule-associated serine/threonine-protein kinase 2-like
Exons: 7
Coding region: 1-2319 (772 amino acids)
Biological process (GO): protein phosphorylation; intracellular signal transduction; positive regulation of apoptotic process
Cellular component (GO): nucleus
Molecular function (GO): protein serine/threonine kinase activity; ATP binding
Source: RefSeq, a predicted model, not a curated record